UUCUACAUCUGGUUUGAAAAGGCCUAUGUUGUAUUUGUAUGGUCCGGGUGGUACAGGGAAAAGUACGUUUUGUAUUUCACUAAUUAUCAUCCUAUCUGUGAGACCGAACUUCUAUCUACCCUUUAUGAAGUUCCUAAGAAUUGCGAUACCCGCAUAUUAAAUUCCCAUCCCGAAAUUUGGCAUAAAUUAUUAACUCCAAAUUCAUGGAUCUAUAUAACUUCUCAACCAAUUGAUACUACAAUUAGUUGUGAAUCUGGAAAAGCAGUUAAUUUGAUCUUAAAUAAUACAGGAAUAAUUAAAUUGCUUGAAAAUUGCAAGAUAUAUACAAGCUCUAUAAUGCUCAUUUCAGAAUCCAUUAUCUCUGAAAGUUCUUUUAACCAUUAUAUUCCGACACUCGAAUUAAACGAUGAUUGUUGGGAAAAACCGAAAAAUAAAACCAAAGAUAACAUUUAUUUAAAUCCAAUAGUAAAAACUCUUGAUUCUGAAUCACUUAAUCUUGUUAGCAGUAAACUUAAACAACUUGACGAAAUGUCGGAAGAAUUAGAAACUAUUUCAUUCUUGAGUCGAGUUACUAAUAAUACAUAUUUAGCUUUUAUUUUCCUAUCUUUAAUUAAAAUUGUUUUGGUAUACUUAGGUUACAAAUUAUAUAAAAAACUAAGAAGUUAUUGUCCCUCAAAUCAAAAACAUUCUCAUGGCAUUGACUCCAAAUGUUCUCAACUAACGAAUUGUCUGACCUUAAAUUUUUGCAAAAGAAGUAUUUCUAAAAACAUUGAUCUUGAAUUUAACGAAAGAGAACCUUGCUCCAGUGAAACUUGUAUAAGAGAAGAAGAAACUCCUUUAACACGUUCACUGCCAAUGACUCAACAUAUGAGUCACGGCGGUACCCCUCCUAUGGCCAGUGCCUCAACUGUUGAGUCAUGUGCAUGGCUUUAGUAUAUGAGUUUAGUAUUGUUUCGGCUUCCGCAGGGGAUACGUCUCGUUUCACCGGUCGCAAGUGUACUUAUAAACACGUGUUUUUUCGAAAUCGGUUUUUGUUGGUGAUAAGUAGUUUUCCUGACAUGGAUGAAGAAAAUCCAGGUCCUUCUCGGCCUAAACGGAGGCAUACAGAUUUCAAAAUGAUGAGACCCCUGACAUUAUCUGAACAAGAAGAACUUUUGUAUUUAUCAGAAAGUGAGGAGGACCCGUUCGUCGACAGUGGCAGUGAAUACGAGCGUACUGAUCAUGAGAGUUCAAGUGACGAAGACGAAUUGCCCGAUGUUGCCGCUUUAGAGGAUGCAAGCCUUACCGACAUUGAGAAUAAUGAGACGAUUAGUGUUCAAAACAGUAACAGUGAUAUUCCGACCUGGACUGAUGUGCCUAAUCAAAAUGACUUUUUAUUUUC
This is a messenger RNA of Anthonomus grandis grandis, 1381 nucleotides long. RefSeq lists its product as uncharacterized. The annotation marks the transcript as partial. The transcript has a single exon. Lineage: Eukaryota; Metazoa; Arthropoda; Insecta; Coleoptera; Curculionidae. The record is from RefSeq and is a predicted model, not a curated record.